UUGAAGCGCGCGCAGGCGCGAGUGGCGGCGGAGGGGUGGGAUCCCAGGUGGCUGCGCGUUCUGGGGGCUUCUGGUGAGUGGAGGCUGCGGGUUCCGAGGCCUCGGGUGCGCGUUCGGCAGCUGCCCGCGUUUUUGCUCCUUCUGGCCUGGAGUGCGGGCAGCCGGCGUCCGGCGAAUUCUUGAGUGCCCCGCGGAGCUGGAGGUGGAUCCGGAGGGAAGCGGAGCAUCUUGUAAAGACACUAGAGGAAGUGUAAUGUCUCAGGAAGGCAAUUAUGGGAGGUGGACGAUAUCCAGUAGUGAUGAAAGUGAGGAGGAAAAGCCAAGACCGGAAGAGCCAUCUGCCUCUUUUCUCCCGCACGCUGAGCAGGGAGGAGCCAGUGAGCCAAAGUACACCUGUUCCGAGGCUCGGAAAGCUGCCCACAGGAGGAAGAUCGCACCCGUGAAAUUCAGCAACACAGAUUCCGUUUCAGAAGCUUCACCUCCCAAAAGGCAGAAGGGCGGUUCCCAGGAAGGCCUGGGCUGGUGUCUCUCCAGCAGUGAGGACGAGCUGCCGCCAGAGACGCAGCAGAAGCAGCCCAAGGACACGGGAGUCAAAGAGGAGAAAGGCCUCCCUUCUCCCAGAGAUGGUGCUGUCCCAGGUGCUGGGCAUCCCAGCCCCUCGGCCGGCCACGGGCUUGAAACGUCAGGGGAAGGCCAGGACAUCUGGGACCUGCUGGGUAAAGGGAACCCCUUCCAAUUUUACCUCACUAGAGUCUCCGGAAUUAAGCCAAAGUAUAACUCGGGAGCCCUCCACAUCAGGGAUAUUUUAUCUCCUCUAUUUGGGACACUUGUUUCUUCAGCUCAGUUUAACUACUGCUUUGAUGUGGACUGGCUCGUAAAACAGUAUCCACCAGAGUUCAGGACGAAACCAGUCCUGCUUGUGCAUGGCGACAAACGCGAAGCAAAGGCUCACCUUCACGCCCAGGCAAAGCCUUACGAAAACAUUGCCCUCUGCCAGGCAAAGUUGGAUAUUGCGUUUGGAACACACCACACGAAAAUGAUGCUACUGCUAUACGAAGAAGGCCUCCGGGUUGUCAUACACACCUCCAACCUCAUUCACGCCGACUGGCACCAGAAAACACAAGGAAUAUGGUUGAGCCCCUUGUACCCACGAAUAGUCCAUGGAACCCACAGCUCUGGAGAAUCAACCACACACUUUAAAGCUGACCUCAUCAGCUACUUGAUGGCUUAUAACGCCGCUCCCCUCAAGGAGUGGAUAGAUACCAUCCAGGAGCACGACCUCUCAGAAACAAAUGUUUACCUUAUUGGCUCAACCCCGGGACGCUUUCAAGGAAAUCAAAAAGAUAAUUGGGGACAUUUUAGGCUUAGGAAGCUUCUGAAGGAGCAUGCCUCAUCCAUACCUAAAGGAGAGUCCUGGCCUAUAAUAGGUCAGUUCUCAAGCGUUGGCUCCAUGGGGGCCGAUGAAUCAAAAUGGUUGUGUUCUGAGUUUAAAGAGAGCUUGGUGACACUGGGCAAAGAAAGCAGGGCCCCAGGAAGUGCUGUUCCUCUUCAUCUGAUCUAUCCUUCAGUGGAAAACGUGCGGACCAGCUUAGAAGGAUAUCCAGCUGGGGGCUCUCUUCCCUAUAGCAUCCAGACGGCGGAGAAACAGAAUUGGCUCCAUUCCUAUUUUCACAAAUGGUCAGCUGACACGUCAGGCCGCAGCAAUGCCAUGCCACAUAUUAAGACAUAUAUGAGACCCUCUCCAGACUUCAGUCAACUUGCGUGGUUCCUUGUCACAAGGUCGUCCUCUUCCCAGGCCACCUGUCCUCGUUGUCCAUGACCAUUCAUCUUUCAGAGACAUGGGUCUUCCUCCUCGUCCCAUGUUCAGAAUCCUUGCCCGUUUCCUGUAAGCUGAAGCCUGGAGUCCUCUGUUGGCAUUCAGACCCUGGCCACCCCAUUUCCACCUUGCUUCUCCUGUACUUCCUGGCGGGAACUGCCAGCAGCAGCCGGGCUGGCCUCCUUUGCCCCUGAAGUCAUCCUGCCAGCAGCCCGUGUAGUCCCCUUUCCAGGUGCCUUGGUCCUUUUCCUCUGCCUCUCCAGCUGCUGCUCAUCUCAUCAGCGCUGUGCUCAGGGCUGGCCUCUUCUCAAGGAGGCUUUGCCAGCCUCUCCCUCCUGCACAUCCUCAAGAGCACUUGUGCGUGUGCUUGGGAGCUCACUGUUCCGUCUCAUCUUGUAGAGAAGAGAGAGUAUGAGCUUUACAUCAUCAGACGGUCCUGGACAAGAUGAUCUGUCUACUCCUGAACGAGUCUUUUGCCGUGAACAAGUUUCUUAACCGCUCUGAGCCUCAGACACCUCAUCUGCACAGCAGCCACGAGGGUGUGAGGUGCCACGCUUGGUGAUUGGACCCGCAGGCAGAAGAGUUCAGCUUUAAGUUCAGAGCGGUAAAUUCACUGAUAAAGUACAGUGAAAGAACUGGAAGUGGAAGAGCACAAUCUUGACACAAGGGUCACUGGUGAUAGUCCAGUGCGUGUGGCCCCUGCAUGUGACCUACUCCACCAUUAGAAUGAGAGGUUCAUGCUCCCAUGGAAUUUACAUUAGGACCAAAGAGCUGGCUGUAUAUGUGUUAUGUAAUUGCAGUGUAAUUCUUUUCUGACCAUUCUGCAUAAGUAGAUUUUCUCCCAGCAAGGCCUGCACUGACUUUCAGCUCAGCUUAAACGUCACUGAAACUCUCCUUGCUUCCUCAGCCUCCUGGUGUCCGUCUGUCCAACAACUCAUGGUCCACAUAUUACUUAUUUUAGCCAUUGCUCUUUCCAGACACUACUCCGUUCCAGGCAGGGUGUCCAUAUGCCCUGGGCUUCUUGCAUGGUCUGUGUUGUUUCCCUUUCAGUGUGGUUGCUUGUGUGAUCACUGGCUUCCCCUCUCACCUCUGAGCCACGUCCAUUUCUGUCUUGUUCAGUGUCCUCCAGUGCCUGGCAUGGAGGGGCGCUCAGCACAGAUUUGUUAACGAGGAAUCGAACGAAGGCCAGGAUGGAGGCUGUACCACUGAAAGCACUGCCUAGACUUUGUGCGUAAUUGACUGUGGGAGAUGCUUCAAAGGCGAGUCCUGGGCUUGGGGUGUGGCUGGUAGGGAGAUGGGGGAUGGUCACCAUCAUCAAUAGAGAAGUCAGGAAAUGAAACUGGUGUCGGUGGGAGAAUGGUCAGCUCGAUUAGACUGAUUUAUUAUGGUGGGAUGGUCAAGCGGAAUUGUUUAUUGGUGGUGUUGCACUCAGAAGGUCGGUGUACACAUGGUAUAUUUUGGAGUUCUCUUUGGAACUGAUCAUGGACACCCUGAGCCUUUGUGGAUGGUCAGGGAAGAGUGGAGCACAAGGUUGGUGCCUGGGAGGGGAGGAACAUACAGGGACUAAACAUCACAUUAACUAAGUGUUCCACUGCCACACAGAUGAAUUGGAUCCAAGCCUUCCCUCCUGAGUUAAAGAACAACUAACUGGUCACCAUCUUCCAUGAAAUAAUCUUCCUUCUACCUAAGAAAUGUUCUAUGUUGUAU
This is a messenger RNA of Mesoplodon densirostris (Blainville's beaked whale), 3523 nucleotides long. It is a transcript of the gene TDP1, whose product is annotated as tyrosyl-DNA phosphodiesterase 1. Lineage: Eukaryota; Metazoa; Chordata; Mammalia; Artiodactyla; Ziphiidae. Gene Ontology annotation, cellular component: nucleus. Gene Ontology annotation, biological process: single strand break repair; double-strand break repair. Gene Ontology annotation, molecular function: 3'-tyrosyl-DNA phosphodiesterase activity; double-stranded DNA binding; single-stranded DNA binding. The record is from RefSeq and is a predicted model, not a curated record. The transcript is spliced from 14 exons. The coding region runs from base 254 to 1819 and encodes 521 amino acids.